CUAUUAGGGUUUUUCCAUUUUUCUCUUUCUCUCUCUCACCAUGGGCUGCUCAUAGCACAAGACUUAAAUCAAGAAAAAGGAAAGAAAACAAGAAAGAAAAGAAACCCUAAUCACAUAUCGCCCCAUGGGAGGCUGCAUUUCUGCACCUGUAAAAGCUGGUCGCAUAAUAUCCAGGAGGUUGCAUUAUGACAACAGACCUAAACCCUUGCCAGAGAACAACUUGGUGUCGCCAAGGUCGACGAGUAUCCAAGUUGGGAACGUGCUCAAGAACCCUACAGGGAAUAACAUUAGAGAAAAAUACCAGAUUGGGAAGGAGUUAGGAAGAGGAGAAUUUGGGGUGACAUACAAAUGUUAUGAAAAAGAAACAUGGGAUGCCUAUGCGUGCAAGACUAUAUCGAAAGCGAAGCUGAAGACAGAAAUAGAUAUAGAAGAUGUGAGAAGAGAGGUUGAGAUCAUGAGGCAUUUGCCUAAGCAUCCAAAUAUUGUAAGCUUCAAAGAGGCUUAUGAGGAUAAAGACGCUGUUUAUCUUGUUAUGGAACUAUGCGAGGGAGGUGAACUCUUCGAUCGGAUUGUGACUAAAGGCCAUUACACUGAACGUGCUGCGGCAAUGGUUACCAAGACCAUUUUGGAAAUUGUCAAGGUAUGCCAUGACCAUGGAGUAAUACACCGUGACCUAAAACCUGAAAAUUUUCUGUUUGCAGAUGCUGGAGAAAACUCCCAAUUGAAGGCAAUUGAUUUCGGCCUCUCCAUAUUCUUCGAGCCUGAUCAUCGUUUCAGUGAAAUAGUUGGAAGCCCAUAUUACAUGGCUCCUGAGGUUCUAAGACGAAAUUACGGAGCCGAAGUUGAUGUGUGGAGCGCAGGUGUCAUCCUCUUUAUCUUGCUUUGUGGAGUUCCUCCCUUUUGGGCCGAAACUGAAGAGGGUAUUGCACAUGCCAUUGUUGGGGGCAAAAUAGAUUUUGCAAGGGAUCCUUGGCCUAGGGUUUCUGAACAAGCUAAGGAGCUAGUCAAGGGUAUGCUAGAUCAAAAUCCUUACAACCGAUUGACUGUUGAAGAAGUCCUUGAACACCCUUGGAUACAAAAUGCGAGGGAUGUCCCUAAUGUGAAUUUAGGAGAAAAUGUUAGAGCAAAGAUCAAGCAAUUUUCCUUGAUGAACAAGUUCAAGAAGAGAGUUCUUAGAGUGGUAGCAGACAACUUACCAGAUGAGCAAAUAGAUGGGAUCAAGCAGAUGUUCUAUACGAUGGACACUGACAAUACUGGAGACCUGACUUUUGAAGAACUCAAAAAUGGCCUCCACCACAUUGGACAGCCUCUUCCUGAUCCUGACGUCCGGAUGUUGAUGGAUGCAGCGGAUAUAGAUGGAAAUGGCACGCUCAGCAUUGAGGAGUUUGUGGCAAUGUCUAUCCAUCUGAUAAAGAUUGGGAAUGAUGAGCAUCUCUCACAAGCUUUUAGGUUCUUCGACAAAAACCAUAAUGGAUACAUCGAGUUUGAUGAAUUGAAAGAUGCAAUGGAACAUGACAACCUAGGUCCCAAUAAUGAACAGAUCAUCAAAGACAUCAUAUCCGACGCCGAUCUUGACCAAGAUGGUCGAAUCAGUUAUGAGGAAUUUAAGGCAAUGAUGAAAAGUGGGAUGGACUGGAAAAUGGCUUCACGUCAAUAUUCCAGAGCAAUGCUAAAUGCACUGAGCAUGAAAUUAAUCAAAGACAAAUCUAUACAGCUGAAAACAUAAUUUUUAUUUUCCUGAAAGGUAAUAGAUGCAACUUGCAAAUGGGUUGUCUUGUUUCCUCAGGAAACAGUGAAGAAAAUUAUUCAAACUAGAAUACACAAGCAAUUUGCGAUGCUUGCUUGGCUUUUGUAUACUAGGGUUUUUUGCAAAGUGUAAAAAGACCAUUUAAGGAGAGAGUUGCAAGUUUUGACU
Hevea brasiliensis (rubber tree) is the source of this 1915-nucleotide messenger RNA. RefSeq names its product calcium-dependent protein kinase 24-like. The transcript is spliced from 8 exons. Gene Ontology annotation, biological process: intracellular signal transduction; protein autophosphorylation; peptidyl-serine phosphorylation. The record is from RefSeq and is a predicted model, not a curated record. NCBI's taxonomy places the organism in Eukaryota, Viridiplantae, Streptophyta, Magnoliopsida, Malpighiales, Euphorbiaceae. Bases 125 to 1726 code for a protein of 533 amino acids. Gene Ontology annotation, molecular function: ATP binding; calcium/calmodulin-dependent protein kinase activity; calcium ion binding. Gene Ontology annotation, cellular component: cytoplasm; nucleus.